This is a messenger RNA of Juglans microcarpa x Juglans regia, 1893 nucleotides long. RefSeq names its product ATP-dependent DNA helicase PIF1-like. The record is from RefSeq and is a predicted model, not a curated record. The transcript has a single exon. The coding region runs from base 1 to 1893 and encodes 630 amino acids. NCBI's taxonomy places the organism in Eukaryota, Viridiplantae, Streptophyta, Magnoliopsida, Fagales, Juglandaceae. Gene Ontology annotation, biological process: telomere maintenance; DNA repair. Gene Ontology annotation, molecular function: DNA helicase activity.
AUGUAUUAUCUACGGAUAUUGUUGAACCAUAUAAGGGGUCCUCUAUCUUUUGGCCAUCUCAAAACAAUUAAUGGUGUUAUUACUCCAACAUUCCGUGAAGCAGCUACAUUGCAUGGAUUAUUAGAGUCAGAUACAUCUUUAGAAGAUUGUUUAUGUGAAGCAUCGCUGUAUCAAAUGCCAUAUAGUUUGAGAAGACUAUUUGCUACAAUCUUAGUUUAUUGUAAUCCUACAAAUCCAAGAGAACCGUGGGAGCAUUUUGAAGAAAGCAUGUCAGCUGACUUUAAAAGAGUUGGGAACAAUUCUGCGAAUAUUAGAAAAGAAGUUUUGCGGCAUAUUUCUUCUACACUUGAAUCAAUGGGAAAAGACGUCAAUAUGUUUCAUUUUUUAAAUCAUGAUAUUUCUUUUGAUGAAGAUGAACAUCAAUCUAGAGAGAUUAAUGAUGAAUCAAUAAUCAUGAUUUCAGAAGAAGAUCUUAUAGCAUCAACAAUUCUCAACGAUGAACAACGAUAUGCUUAUGAUUCAAUUUUACAAAAGGUUUUCUCAAAUCAGGCAGGCUCUUUCUUUAUUGAUGGUCCUGGUGGAACAGGAAAAACAUUUAUAUAUAAAGCACUUCUUGCUACAUUAAGGUCUAAACAGUUUAUAGCGCUUGCAACUGCAUCAUCUGGUGUUGCCGCGUCUAUUUUACCUGGAGGUCGAACAACAUAUUCACGAUUCAAGAUUCCAUUGAAUUUUGACAAAAACAAUAUUUGUAAUGUUAGCAAACAAAGUGGACUUGCAAGAUUGUUACGUGUUACAAAAUUAAUCAUAUGGGAUGAAGUCCCUAUGUCAAAAAAACAAUCUAUUGAAGCAUUAGACAUAAUGCUCCGAGACAUCAAUGAUUCUGAAUUAUUAUUUGGUGGCAAAGUCGUUGUUUUUUGUGGAGAUUUUCGACAAAUUUUACCUGUUGUUCGUAAAAGUACAAGACAAGAACAAAUUGAUGCAAGCUUACUCUCCUCUUACAUAUGGCCUGCUCUGACAAAGAUUUCAUUGACUCAGAACAUGCGAGCAAGAUUAGAUACAAAAUUUUCAGAUUAUUUGCUUCAACUAGACAAUGGAAUAUCUCCAAUUACAAUUGAAGAAGAGACGCGAAUUCUUGAUGACAUGCUUAUCAGUUAUGAAAAUGAUUCUAAUUCUUUGCAAAAAUUGAUAGAUAUUAUUUUUUGUAAUAUUCAUGAUUACUCAGAAAAUUUAUCUGAAAUAUUGAAUCGUGUUAUAUUGACUCCAAAAAAUACCUCUGUUGAUGAAAUAAAUGUCACACUUAUACAAAUGUUUCCAGGCGAACUAAAACAAUACUAUAGUUUUGAUGAACCAAUUGAUACAUCUGAACAGAGCGUUAUGAAAGAUUUUUUGAAUACUUUGACACCAAAUGGGGUUCCACCUCAUGAAUUACUGCUUAAAAAAAAUUGUCCAAUCAUGUUGCUUAAAAACAUUAAUCUUUCAGAAGGCUUAUGCAAUGAAACACGUCUGAUAUGUUGCAAUUUUGAAAGUAACGUCAUUGAUGCAGAAAUUGCAGUUGGUCACCAUAGUAGUAAAAGAGUUUUUAUACCAAGAAUCUCAUUCUUGCCAAAUGGUGAUGAAAACAAUGGUUUCUCAUUUAAGAGAACUGAAUUUCCUAUUAGAUUAAGUUUCGCGAAGACAAUCAACAAAGCACAAGGUCAAACAUUAGAUUUCAUAGGGAUAUAUCUGCCACAUCCCGUGUUCUCUCAUGGACAACUAUAUGUAGCAUUAUCAAGAGCCAAGACAGCUUCUUCAGUAAAAAUUCUGAUAAGGCCAACAUCAAUCGAUAGAUCUCAACAGAAUCGCACAAAAAAUAUUGUGUAUAGAGAAUUACUAAGUUUGGCAUUUUCAUCUUAG